AAGCUGAACGCCUGCAGCUGGCUCGCAGAAAGAAAAACUACUGAAACGGUGUGGUGUGUAAUUUACUAUGGGAAGACGAGGUUCUGGCAGCCGGAGGAGCUCUCCUGGACACUGACAACGAAACACAGGCUUCACACAAAGCGGCACCUCUUUGAAAACACCAACUCGCGACUGAAACAGAAGGGAUGAGGAACCACGAGAACACCACCCGCCGCUCGCCGCACAGCGGCUGCGCACGCCCUGCUCCGGAAGCGGAAGUGCCCAAAGAGGUCAGGUGUGUUUCCAAGAUGGCAGCCUUCAGGGCGCUAGUGUCCGCCUGCGGGAGGCAGCUGCAAGGUUUCCUGGCAGGCCCCUCCGCGACCGGCUGGUUAUGGCUUCCAGCUCGUGGGUUGAGAGAAGUGGUGGAGAUCCAAGAAGGGAAGACGACUAUAAUUGAAGGUCGAAUCCUAGAAACUCCCAAGGUGGCUCCAGAUCCCCCUAACCCCUCAGGCCAGUGCCCCAUCUGCCGCUGGAACCUAAAGCACAAAUAUAACUACGAGGAUGUGCUGCUGCUUAGUCAGUUCAUCCGGCCUCAUGGGGGCAUGCUGCCCCGGCGUGUAACAGGCUUGUGCCGGGAAGAACACCGAAAAAUCGAGGAGUGUGUGAAGAUGGCUCACCGAGCAGGUCUGUUCCCAAACCACAGGCCACAGCUUCCAGAAGGAUUUGUACCAAAGAGUAAGCCCAAGCUCAACCGCUUCCUGACUCGCUGGGCUCCCAAGUCCGUCAGGCCCAUCUACAAAAAAGGCCACCGUUGGGACAAGGUGGGUAUGCCUGUGGGGUCACCACUCCUGAAAGACAAUGUCUGCUACUUCAGAAGGCCUUUGAAGCUGUUACAUUAAUGGGAGCGGUGCUGCCAAAGACCCCGACUAGGACCUUCCAGAUGCCGCACUUGGCCCUCCCAUAGGACCACUGUCCUCCACAAACAGCACGGGGACGUUGGGACUAACCCCUGUUCCCUGGAUCUGCCCAGCUGCAGUGCUGGGAGCCAGGGACAGGCAGGAGCUGGACCUCCUGGCCAGCGUGGUCCUCUGACUGGCUUAGGCUGAGGUCGGCGCAAGGGCGGGAGUCUUACCCAAGGAAACGCAAUAAAGCAGGCUCUCAGCUUCCCUGUGUGCUUACA
Molecule: messenger RNA, 1159 nt
Organism: Meriones unguiculatus (Mongolian gerbil)
Lineage: Eukaryota; Metazoa; Chordata; Mammalia; Rodentia; Muridae
Gene: Mrps18a
Product: mitochondrial ribosomal protein S18A
Exons: 6
Coding region: 186-878 (230 amino acids)
Biological process (GO): mitochondrial translation
Cellular component (GO): ribosome; mitochondrial small ribosomal subunit
Molecular function (GO): small ribosomal subunit rRNA binding; structural constituent of ribosome
Source: RefSeq, a predicted model, not a curated record